Pipistrellus nathusii (Nathusius's pipistrelle) is the source of this 324-nucleotide messenger RNA. The record is from the annotation of a GenBank genome assembly. Lineage: Eukaryota; Metazoa; Chordata; Mammalia; Chiroptera; Vespertilionidae.
AUGGCUGCUGACAUUUCUGAAUCCGGGGGGGGGGGGGGGCAUGAUUGCAAAGGAGACUCCAGGAGCAAUAUCAAGUUAGAUGCAGAUUACCCACUCCGGGUCCUUUACUGUGGAGUGUGUUCAUUACCAACAGAGUACUGUGAAUAUAUGCCUGAUGUUGCUAAAUGUAGACAGUGGUUAGAGAAGAAUUUUCCAAAUGAGUUUGCAAAACUUACAGUAGAAAAUUCACCCAAACAAGAAGCUGGAAUUAGUGAAGGUCAAGGACCAGCAGGAGAAGAGGAAGAGAAGAAAAAACCAAAAGAGAGGUGGAAGGGGUCAAAUUAG